GUGGAAAAGCAAGAAACUUGAGCACUAGAGAGGAAAAAGGAAGAGGAGGAAACUGGCCGUCUCAUCUCGCCGCGCCACCAAACCGACCACCGGCCGGCUUCCCCCGGUGAGGAGUGGAGACAAGCCAGCAAGGCAAAGCCACCGCCGUCCUUGAGAUACCCCAUCCGCCAUCCCGCCGGACCUCCCAGGAGAGGGUGGGAGGGGGGAGAGGGAUCUCGCCUUCGCUUGAUCGCUUCGCUGCCGAACGCGCACCACGCCUCCCCAUGACACCAGCUAGGGCGCCGCGAGCCCACGCCUCCACCUCCUCCUCGCGGUGACCUCUGGUGUGCCUCAUAGCCUCGUCGGGCCGCAUGGACGUCUCGGCCGCCUCCGCCUCGGGCGGGGGAAGGUGGUACACGGGCAUGUCGGCGGACAACAUCAAGGGCCUGGUGCUCGCCCUCUCCUCCAGCCUCUUCAUCGGCGCCAGCUUCAUCAUCAAGAAGAAGGGCCUCAAGAAGGCCGCCUCCUCCGGCGUCAGGGCCGGGGUUGGUGGCUAUUCGUAUUUAUAUGAGCCUCUUUGGUGGGUUGGCAUGAUAACAAUGAUUGUUGGGGAGGUUGCAAAUUUUGCAGCUUAUGCAUUUGCUCCAGCUAUUCUGGUCACUCCUCUUGGCGCUCUUAGCAUUAUUAUCAGUGCUGUACUUGCACAUGUAAUGCUACGGGAGAAAUUGCACAUCUUUGGCAUUCUUGGAUGUGUCCUAUGUGUUGUGGGAUCCACCACAAUUGUCCUUCAUGCUCCACCAGAGCGUGAAAUUGAGUCUGUGACAGAAGUGUGGGAUCUGGCUAUGGAACCAGCCUUCAUGUGUUAUGCAGCUGUGGUAAUUGCUAUAGUUGCCAUACUUGUUUAUCGGUUUGUCCCACUUUAUGGGCAGACACAUGUCAUGGUCUAUAUAGGUGUUUGUUCUCUUGUUGGUUCCAUCUCGGUCAUGAGCGUGAAAGCUCUUGGUAUAGCAUUGAAGCUGACCUUUUCAGGAACGAACCAACUAAUAUAUCCACAGACAUGUGCAUUUACUCUGGUUGUCAUCUCAUGUAUCCUUACCCAAAUGAAUUACUUGAACAAGGCACUUGACACUUUUAACACAGCAGUUGUGUCGCCCAUUUAUUAUACCAUGUUCACAUCUUUAACCAUCUUGGCUAGUGUCAUCAUGUUCAAGGAUUGGGACAGGCAAAAUCCAACACAAAUUGUGACAGAGAUGUGUGGCUUUGUUACGAUCCUUUCUGGAACUUUUCUUCUACAUAAAACAAAAGACAUGGCUGAUGGUGGGCUUUCGACUUCAUCUUCCUUCCGUCUUCCGACGUCUUCGUCAGUGCGGUUCUCGAAGCAAACAGAUAAUGAUAGUGAAGGAAUUCCUUUGAGGUCGUCAGAGUCAUUCCGGUCACCACAUUGAUGCAUGUUUGCUAAUCAUUAAUUCACACGAGUUAGGGUAUAUAUAUGUAUAUGGAUGAGCUUGUACCAAGGCUACAAUACAUUGUAGAACUCCUCUUCUUUUUGUUUUUCAUGGCACAUUUGUAUGUACACCCACAAAAUAUUCUCGGUGGUUAGCUCUGGAGGAAAUGCUGUUUUAAGUGUUUUGUC
Molecule: messenger RNA, 1612 nt
Organism: Panicum hallii
Lineage: Eukaryota; Viridiplantae; Streptophyta; Magnoliopsida; Poales; Poaceae
Product: probable magnesium transporter NIPA4
Exons: 9
Coding region: 351-1424 (357 amino acids)
Biological process (GO): magnesium ion transport
Cellular component (GO): membrane
Molecular function (GO): magnesium ion transmembrane transporter activity
Source: RefSeq, a predicted model, not a curated record